Messenger RNA from Empidonax traillii (willow flycatcher), 469 nucleotides. RefSeq names its product small integral membrane protein 30 (gene SMIM30). The transcript is spliced from 2 exons. Lineage: Eukaryota; Metazoa; Chordata; Aves; Passeriformes; Tyrannidae. The record is from RefSeq and is a predicted model, not a curated record. Bases 204 to 389 code for a protein of 61 amino acids.
GCGCCACCGCCCCUUCCUGUCAUGGCAGCGGCCGGGCGGCGAGAGCGCGGCGAGGUGGCGCGGGCCGGCACCUUCGGCAGCUGAGCGCCCCGCGGAGCGGGGACGGGCCCAGCGCGGAGCCGGCGGCAGAAGAUACUGCUGAAGUACCUGCUUUCCACCACUUUCCUCAUUUAACUUCACCUUGGGUUCAGCUGGUCAUCAGCAUGCCUUCUAUCGAGAACACCUCUAAACUCUUCCUGGUCCUCUUCUCAUUGCUGCUGGUGCUACCAGUGGUUGAAGCCCUGGAUGCUGGAGAUACUAUUGCCUUCCUUCUAGGCCUCGCUGUCAGUGUCGUCGGAUUCUGCGCCUGCCUCGGCUUGUAUGCAAGAAAAAGGAAUGGGCAGCAGUGAUUUCAAGAAAAUGUUCAGAUGAAGUCAAUUUCCUAACAUGGCUUGGGUGUAAGACUGAGCUUUGGUUCUAGAUAACUUUC